Vigna radiata var. radiata (mung bean) is the source of this 2804-nucleotide messenger RNA. RefSeq names its product probable LRR receptor-like serine/threonine-protein kinase At1g63430. The record is from RefSeq and is a predicted model, not a curated record. The transcript is spliced from 13 exons. Gene Ontology annotation, molecular function: protein binding; protein kinase activity; ATP binding. Gene Ontology annotation, biological process: protein phosphorylation. The coding region runs from base 554 to 2545 and encodes 663 amino acids. Lineage: Eukaryota; Viridiplantae; Streptophyta; Magnoliopsida; Fabales; Fabaceae.
UGAGAAACACUAAUCACUGCCAAUAGCUUUCAUUUUGAAAGAGAGAAAUGCACAGUCCAAGUCCCAAGAACACAAUGCACAAAAACAAAAUAGUUUUUACCUUAAAGAUAUUCACAAACCGCCAUUUUUAACAUAAUUCAAAAUAAAAAGGUCCUUCUUUUUUUCAUAGGCCUCACUCAGUGCCAUCAAAAUCCAAACUUGGAUAAACUCUCUUUGAAUCCAAGUUUCAUCCUCUUCUGGGUUGUCUUCAGACUUUAGUAUAGUCCAAUGUCAGUGUCACCCUCUUCCUCACACCUCUCAAAUCCACCAUUUAAAACUCUAUCAGUAGUGUGCAUUUUCUGAACCUCUCAACUUGGCCAAGCUUGUACCUUUUUCUUUUGGGGUAUAAAUCCCUGCAAGUUCUGGGAAAUUCAGUUUCAUACCAUCAUUCUUUUUUGCUGAGUUGCACUUUUGUUGGGAAGACCACCUUGGCAGUGACUAACGAACGAGGAAGAAGAAGAAAAGAAGAAGAAGAAGCAGAAGCAACAUAGUGUAGAAAAUUUGGGAGAAGAACAUGAAGUUUUGUACUUUAUUGUUGUUGAUUGGUUUGGUUUCCGUGCUCUCUUUAGUGGCUUCUGUCGAGUUGCCUUCAAAUAAUGAAGUUUUGGCACUUAGAAGAUUCAAAGAAGCUGUUUAUGAAGAUCCACGUAAGGCUUUGUCCAACUGGAAUACUCUGGAGUCAGAUCCUUGUGACUGGAAUGGUGUUUCUUGCACUGCAACGCGAGAUCAUGUCAUCAAGCUUAAUAUAUCAGGGGCUUCGUUGAAGGGCUUUCUUGCUCCAGAAUUUGGGAAAAUCACAUACAUACAAGAACUGAUCUUACAUGGCAACAAUCUCAUUGGAAUAAUACCUAAAGAACUGGGCAUGCUGAAAUCUCUUAAGGUGUUGGAUUUGGGAAUGAAUCAGUUGUCUGGACCAAUUCCUCCGGAGAUUGGAAAUUCGACCCAACUUAUGAAAAUAAACCUGCAGUCCAAUGGUUUGACUGGUAGGCUACCUCCGGAGCUAGGAAAUUUGAAAUACCUUCAAGAACUUCGACUGGACAGGAAUAAGCUUCAAGGAUCUCUUCCUGGUGGUAGCAGUUCAAAUUUUUCUUCAAAUAUGCAUGGGAAGUAUGCCUCUGGUGUGAAUUUAACUGCCUUCUGUCGUUCAUCUCAGUUAAAGGUAGCAGAUUUUUCAUAUAACUUUUUCGUUGGCAGCAUACCCAAAUGCUUGAAGUAUCUUCCGAGAUCAAGCUUUCAAGGAAAUUGUUUCCAUAUCAAAGACAUAAAACAGAGAACUUUGGUGCAAUGCGGUGCUUCACCUGCCCAAAGUGGUCCAGUAGUGAACCCAAAGUCCGAAUCUGCUACCAAACAUGUAAAAACCAAGCAUCAAGAAACAUCAAAACCUGCCUGGCUUUUGGCUAUAGAAAUAGUGACGGGAACUAUGGUUGGUUCUCUCUUUGUUAUUGGUAUUCUCACUGCAAUUCAAAGGUGUAACAACAAAUCAUCUAUCAUUAUACCUUGGAAAAAAUCUGGAAGCGGAAAAGAUUAUCUGGCAAUACAAAUAGAGUCGGAGAUGUUAAAGGAUGUGACGAGGUAUACCAGACAGGAUCUUGAAGUGGCCUGUGAAGACUUCAGCAACAUAAUUGGAUCCUCACCAGAUAGCGUGGUGUACAAGGGUACGAUGAAAGGUGGACCUGAGAUUGCUGUAAUUUCCCUCUGCAUAAAGGAAGAAAAUUGGACGGGAUACCUUGAGCUUUAUUUUCAAAGAGAGGUGGCAGACUUGGCAAGGUUAGAUCAUGGUAACGCAGGAAAACUUCUAGGAUAUUGUAGAGAGAGCAGUCCAUUUACAAGGAUGCUGGUUUUUGAAUAUGCAUCAAACGGAACACUUUAUGAUCACCUACAUUGUUAUGGAGAAGGGUGCCAGUUGUCAUGGACACGGCGUAUGAAAAUUAUCAUUGGCAUUGCACGUGGACUCAAGUAUUUGCACAAUGAAAUCGAGCCAGCAUUCACCAUCUCAGAGUUGAAUUCCAAUGCUGUUUACCUUACAGAAGAUUUUUCCCCCAAGCUGGUGGAUUUUGAAAGUUGGAAGACCGUUCUUGAAAGAUCAGAAAAAAAUUCUGGUUCAGUUAGCAGCCAAGGAGCUGUUUGUGUUCUACCAAACUCCCUUGAAGCACGCCAUGUUGACCCCAAAGGAAACAUAUAUGCUUUUGGUGUACUUCUACUGGAGAUAAUCAGUGGAAGACCUCCAUACUGCAAGUACAAAGGGUACUUGGUGGAUUGGGCCAGGGACUAUCUCGAAAUGCCAGAAGUAAUGUCAUAUGUGGUGGCUCCUGAGUUGAAGCAUUUUAGAUAUGAAGACCUCAAAGCAAUAUGUGAGGUGAUAACUCUUUGCAUCAGUCCUGAUCCUUCUGUACGUCCAUCAAUGCGUGAAUUAUGCAUUAUGUUGGAGAGCAGAAUAGACACAUCGAUAAAUGUGGAGCUAAAGGCAUCAUCUCUGGCUUGGGCUGAGCUAGCCCUUUCAUCAUAAUUCAGUCAAUAAUACUCAACUAACCACACACCACACACUGCUACUGAAGCAGACCUAUAACCAUAAUGCAUUUCUAACUUCAAAUUUUCCUUUUUUUAUCUAUUUAGUUUUGUUUCUCACCUGUAAAUGAUUGUUCACAAAAAAGGGAAUGUGCAAGGGUUGAUGCAUCGUGAGGUAACCUUGUAUAGCGGUGGUUGACACAUGGAAAUUGAUAAAUGAAUGGAAAAAAAAAUUGUGUUGGACAACUGUCUUUACUUCU